AUGGCACCAUUACCCAAACAUCUCACUGGCGACAAAGCUGCCAUUGAUGAAUUCAUCAACCAAUUCGACGUGUUCCUGUUUGAUUGCGAUGGAGUCCUAUGGUCUGGUGACCAUCUAUUUCCGGGAACAGUAGAGACCUUGGAAUUGUUAAGAUCCAGAGGGAAAAAGACCAUCUUCGUCACCAACAACUCUACGAAGUCUCGCGCCGAUUACCUGAAGAAGCUUACAUCAAUGGGCAUCCCGAGCAAUGUCGACGAAAUCUUCGCAUCCGCAUACUCCUCUGCCAUCUAUAUUUCGAGAAUCAUGAAGCUCCCAGCGCCUAAGAACAAGGUAUUUGUGAUUGGAGAAGCCGGAAUCGAGACUGAAUUGCGCUCGGAAGGCGUAGAGUUCCUUGGAGGUACCGAUCCAGCUUUGAGAAGGGAUAUAACACCAGAAGAUUAUACCAAUAUUGCCAAUGGCUCCAUGCUUGAUGAGAAUGUGGGCAUCGUGUUGGCAGGAUUGGAUUUCCACAUCAACUAUUUGAAACUCUCUCUGGGAUAUCAAUAUCUUGCUCGGGGAGCGAAAUUCCUGGCAACCAACCUCGACAGCACUCUGCCAUCUGCCAAAACCUUCUUUCCCGGAGCGGGCUCGAUAUCGGUUCCUCUGAUCAACAUGACUGGACAGCAACCGAUUGCGCUCGGCAAACCCAGUCAGGCGAUGAUGGAUUCCAUCGAAGGCAAAUUUCAUUUUGAUCGGAAGAAGGCUUGCAUGGUGGGUGAUCGACUAGAUACCGAUAUUCAAUUUGGACUCGAGGGCAAACUGGGAGGUACUCUGGCGGUCCUGACUGGUGUUAGCAGAAAAGAACAGUGGGAGGUUGAGGAUGCACCGGUGGUGCCUCACUACUACGUGGAUAAGCUGAGCGAUUUGAGCGGGUAA
This is a messenger RNA of Glarea lozoyensis ATCC 20868, 915 nucleotides long. Its product is annotated as HAD-like protein. The transcript is spliced from 4 exons. The coding region runs from base 1 to 915 and encodes 304 amino acids. The record is from RefSeq and is a predicted model, not a curated record. Gene Ontology annotation, molecular function: phosphoglycolate phosphatase activity; alkaline phosphatase activity. Lineage: Eukaryota; Fungi; Ascomycota; Leotiomycetes; Helotiales; Helotiaceae.